UAAAAUAAAAUCAGGGAAACUGACUGGCAACAUGGCAGCACUUUUUCUUAUUGUUUCAGCAGAUGAUAGACCGCGGAACGGCAGGUGAACGAUAUCGAUGGAACACUUCAACCAGUUAUCUCUAAUCCGAGACCGAAAAGUCGCCAUACGCGAUUUACUAAUUAGAAUAUCGCUAUCAGUGCUUUAGCAGAAUUGUCGGGUGCGAAAGUUGGCUUUGUUUGAAAAAAAAUCGUCUAGUGCUACCUGUGUAACCUAGUGAUACACUUUUAUGGGACAAUGUCAACGGACAGGUUUCACAAAGCUGCAAAAGACGGAGUUUUUGAGAUUCUGAAAGAAGCGACCAGCAGAGACUGCAACGGCCGAGAUGAGCAGGGCAUGACGCCCACCCUCUAUGCGGCCUUCUAUGGAAAUCUAGAAGUCCUCCGGCUUCUAUGUGGGCGAGGCGGCGAUCCGGAUAAGGCCGAUCUGUUUGGAAACACCGCUCUUCAUCUAGCGGCUGCUCAGGGCCACAUGCGGAUCGUGACUUUCCUGGUGAAUUUUGGGGCCAACGUCUACAAUACGGACAUUGACGGAAGAACGGCGCAGGAACUGGCCGGGAUCAACAACAAGGAGGACAUUCUUCGCUUUCUGGAUGGCGUGACUGCCAAGCUGGAAGCCAGCGACAAGAAGAAAGUGAAAGCUAUGAAGGAGAAGGCAAAGGAGAACGCUAAGAAGAGGAUAAAAACGUAUAACAAACACAAAGCAAAAAGCGAACACAUGCAUGAGAAACUGGAAAAAAAGCAGACCAAAGACUACAGACCGUCAAUGAUAAACACCAUCAAAGCUCGAAUCAAGAGCGGCUCCAUGUCGAACUUAUCGAACCUGCCUGCGGAAAGACGAAACACGUUCAGCAAUUUGGUUAUGGGUGGUACCGUGAAGGGUUCCAAAACGAUGGGAACCGUCCAGAGGAAAAUCAUGGCAAAAGGCAACCGUUUGAGCACGCAAAACGAAGACGACUUCAAGGUAACAACAAUUGAAAACGGUAAGGCGUCGAUUUCGAAACUAUCGGGCAUUCGUCGGGACUCUGAGGUAAUGUAUGGGGGUACUUUGCAAAGGGCGGCUUUUGAGUCGCAUCAGCGAGGGCGUUUGGAUGGGCUCUUCAACGAGGCGGAGCAGGUGGAGAGCCGGGCGGCUCCUCCUCCGAGCAACGGCAUGCUCAGAAGCAUUUCCCAGCCGGAUUUCUUGGCCGAGCUGCAAAACAAUGCCGAUAAGCCGUUGCAGGAGCCUUCCAGCAUCUUCAUCCGGCCGGGAAUGGGCAGCAUUGUUAUCAGAAAAAGCCUGAAUUCCUUUGGAGGCUUCUACCAAGCGGGGAACAGACCCGAGGAGAGCUCGAUUGGAUCAGGAGAGAGUUACACACAUCGCGCGAUCACCGACGACGAACUAUCAGAAGAAGACUCUGAAGAGGAUGAGGAAGACAGUCCGAAUGCGCCUCUUCAGCGCUUUUUGACGGCGUUUGGACUAGGCGACUAUCUCUCCCGAUUCGAAGACCAGAAAAUUGACCUGGAAACGCUGCUGAUUCUGACCGAAACCGACCUCAAGAGUCUGAACUUGCCUAUAGGUCCUCACCGGAAACUCGUUAAUGCCAUAAGCGAGAGGAAGGCGGCUCUGGAAAACCCCGGAGAAGUUACUGACAGUGCUUUAUAAACCGGACUUGAUAAAAAAUUACUGUAAGAGUAUCAAUGUGCAUGUGGUUACAUUAUUUAUUUAAAAAGACAAUUAAAUAAUUUUGCUAGAUCGA
Messenger RNA from Dendroctonus ponderosae (mountain pine beetle), 1777 nucleotides. RefSeq names its product Usher syndrome type-1G protein homolog (gene Sans). Bases 277 to 1683 code for a protein of 468 amino acids. The record is from RefSeq and is a predicted model, not a curated record. Lineage: Eukaryota; Metazoa; Arthropoda; Insecta; Coleoptera; Curculionidae. Gene Ontology annotation, molecular function: protein binding. The transcript is spliced from 7 exons.